AUGGAGAGCAGGAGAAUCCCUUCAGUACAGGAAGUGGCUUACUGCUUCACCAUCACCUAUAAAAGUGAGGGCCAGCGACAGUAUGACCUGCGCACAGAUACCGAGUCUGAAUGUAACGCAUGGAUUGACCAUAUCAAACGAGCACCGUACAGUAAGGUGUUGGAACAGAAGGAGGAGCUCGAGCAGAAACACUUACACCUGUUACAGAUCCUCGACAGCGAGAGGCAGGCCAAGUGGCAUUAUGUCCAGCAGACCGAGGAACUUGCCCAGGAUGUUAAGAAACUCCGAGCAGAGCUGGCAAAAUUCAAGAAAGAUCGUGUGGCUGGGGACAAGCAGGAUGAGGAGACUGAUGAGCUGAAGAAAAUUAAAAAAGUACAAAGUUUCUUCCGAGGCUGGUUGUGUCGACGGCGCUGGAAGCAGAUUGUUGAACUCUACAUACGAUCCCCUCAUGCAGAGAGCAUGCGCAAACGUAACAGCAUCGUGUUCAACAUGGUGGAGUGUGAGGAGGAAUAUAACCGACAGUUGUCAACUCUUGUCACAUGCUUUCUGCGACCCCUUCGAAUGGCAGCAUCCUCUAAAAAGCCCCCAAUUACUCAUGAUGAUGUUAACUCCAUUUUUUUAAAUAGUGAAACCUUGUUGUUUUUGCAUCAAAUAUUUUUGAAAGGAUUGUGUGCAAGAUUAGAAAACUGGCCAACUUUAGUAUUAGGUGACCUGUUUGAUAUGCUGCUACCUAUGCUAUGUAUAUACCAGGAGUAUGUAAGGAACCAUCAUUACAGUCUGCAAGUUUUGGCAGAAUACAAACAGAAAUUAGAAUUCAACAAUCUGCUCAAACGCUAUGAGGAGAAGCCAUUGUGCGAGAGCAGAACAUUGGAAAUAUUUCUAACUUAUCCUAUGCACCAGAUACCUCGAUACAUAAUCACUCUCCAUGAGUUGCUGGCUCACACCCCUCAUGAUCAUGUUGAGAGACAGAGCCUGGAGUAUGCUAAGAGCAAGCUUGAGGAGCUAUCACGGAUUAUGCACGAUGAAGUUAGUGAAACAGAGAACAUCAGAAAAAAUCUGUCUAUUGAGCGCAUGAUUGUGGAGGGUUGUGACAUACUACUGGACGUCAAUCAGACAUUUGUCCGCCAAGGGGCAUUACUGCAAGUCUUCAACGAAAAAGGGAAAUUUGGACGCGGUCGCCUCGGCUCCUUCAGCUCUUCAUUCAAGGAGUCCAAAAAAGAGGUUGUGCGCCAAGUAUUUCUCUUCACCAAUCAUAUGUUACUAACCACACGGUCCUCCAACGGAAGACUGCACCUUGCCAAACAUUAUGGAAAGAUUCCUCUGAUUGACUGUACAUUGAUUGAGGACCCAAGCACAGAAAUCUGCUUCUUUGAUGACGAGACUGUUUCAGUGGACUCAAGCUUCAGUUUAUUAAGUGUAACAUCUGGUGCGACACUUUUGUCCACACAGUCCUGUGAAAGGGACUCGCGCCCAGAUUACAAUGGACUAGAUUUCAAGAUCAUAGUUGACUCCAAAAGUGGCCCACCAACCACCAUCACUCUCGUGGCCUCUACCCAUCAGGAGAAGAUUGCCUGGUGCAGUGAUAUCAGCCAGUGUAUUGAAAACUUGCACUACAGUGAUUUGCUCAACACCUCCAUGAGUGAGUCAUCUUCAGUCACGAUGCCACAAUCUGUCAGGUCAGAUCCUAAGUUGUUCCGAGACGAUGUAGAUAUCAAGUUUAGUAGAACUCUCAAUUCCUGUAAAGUCCCACAGAUUCGCCAUGCCAGUGUUGAGCGGUUGUUGGACCGCCUCACAGAUCUUCGGUUUCUCAGUAUUGACUUCCUCAACACAUUCCUUCUGACCUACCGCGUCUUUACAACCGGCAAGACCGUCUUAGAGGCCCUCAAACGCGUCUACAAAAACCCAGAGUGUGGCAACUUAGAAUCCGGGUCCUCCUCCUGUCAAUCUUCCUCAGACACCGAUAUCUAUGGUGGAGGAGGCAGUCCUCCCCAGUUCACGGGAGACCCUCCAUCUACACAUAAACUCAUGAUCAAACCACAUGCAGAGAAACCAAGAAGGAUCAGUACAGGGUGUAUGAAUAUAGAGGUCACAGGGUCAACUCUGUCAAAACCCCCACCACAAACACAGCCACAAUCCAAGGACCUAGAAUCAGAAACAACCAAACCUAAGGAACAGCAACGACGAGUGUCCUUCCAUAAGUUAGAGAGAGGAGACUCCGUGGACACCGGUGAUAGCGAUGACAGUCGGUCAGAGUUGGCAUCUUACCUUUUCCCUCCGCGAGCAAAGUUGGCUCCGAUCGCUUCCCUGGAGACGCUCUGUGAUCCUGAAAUCACUAUCCCUGAUGUACCAGCCAUCACCACCAAUGACUUGUUGACUACUGGUAUCAUGUUACCAGAUGCUCCCGGUGAAUCUUCAGUGGAUGAUUUCGAUAGCGAAUAUUCAACAGACUUUGGCAUAUCAUCGGACAAUGAGAAUGACUUGUCUAACACAAGACAGAGUAGCUCAUACACACUUGUAUCCGCAGCCAGUUCGGAUACUCUGACACCAGGCACUCCCAGGAUAAGUCCAAUGCCCUCACCCCGGAUAAGUCCCCGGAUGAUCCACGGGUACACGAACGGUUCUCCACGUAGUAUGAGCCCACGUAGACCAUGUUCACCAAGCAAACCUUUGUUUACUGGGUCAGACUUCAAAAUUCUGGAUGCUCUAGCACUUUCUCCUACUAGUAGUCCUAUACGAGUGAUAAAACCACACCCUGUCUCCUCCCCCAUCAGAAUCCCCUCCCCUAUUAGGUCCACUUCACCGAGUCAUCAGAUCUCCUCUCCCAUUCGCCGCCCAUCAUCACCUGGACAACGGCGUCCAUCAUCUCCAGGACCACGACGCCCAUCAUCGCCAGGACAACGGGCCACGUCACCCAUCCGCCGCCCCUCCUCACCACGUCUCUCCUCCCCUAGUCGAUCACCAAGCUCUAGUCCAAAGCCACGGCGGGCGCCCUCACCUAUAAGUGCCAGUAUGUCAUCCCCUAACAUCCUCAUGCCACAUAUCAAAAUAAGACCUGCUAAGCGUGGGAGUACGGAGGUAGAGUCUAUAGGCAGUAUAACACCUCGCAGUAGUAUAGUUACACAGAUUGAAGGAUCACCACCCUCUGCCAAGGCCGGAGCAGUGGUUACAUCGUCACGCAGGUCAAAACGAAGAUCCAGUUCCUCGACUGCCAUGACAGCAUUUGCUGUAGCUACAGCUGGAUCAGCUUACCAGUCAGAACAACAACAACAGCAACAACAACAACAGCAGGGACAACCAGUCGUACAGACGCCCACCACCCAGCCCCAACAGUCCUCCCAACCGGCACAGCCUCCUCAGCAGCCUCCCAAACGUUACCUCAGCACUGGUGCUGUUGUCACCGAUCCUCGUCUUCUAAAGAAGCGUGAAUCUGUCAUCAGCACAGCAGCAACAAUGCGUGUUCUGAAUAUCAUCAAACACUGGGUCUCCAAACACCAGCAGGACUUUGAGUGUGACCUUGAACUAAAGCGAGCUGUGAUUGACAUGCUAGAGGAGAUGGCUUGCAACACCUCGCUGGUUCCCACGGAACAGAAGGCUGCAGCCUCCAUCUUACGCACCGUCACCAAGGACAACGAGGAAAUCAAGAAAGUUGACCUCACGAAACUCCUCACCCCACCAGAGGUAUCAACGAAGGACACAUUUGACACUCUGUCAGCGUUGGACAUAGCAGAGCAGCUUACCUACCUCGACCACAAGAUAUAUAUAGGCAUUAGGAGCGAAGAACUCCUGGGUCAGGCGUGGAUGAAACAGGACAAAUCCCAUAAAGCCCCCCAUGUCCUACUCGUCAGCAAACGCUUCAACGAGGUUAGCCGUCUGGUUGUGUCAGAGAUCGUGGGCAGACAGAAUCUACAGGACCGUGUGUCUUGUAUAGAGAAAUGGGCAGCCAUUGCUGAUAUAUGUCGCUGUAUGCACAACUACAACGGUGUACUCCAGAUUUGUGCUGCCUUUGUCAACAGUUCUGUCUACAGACUCAAAAAGACCUGGGAAAAACUCUCCAAACAGACAAAACAGAUGAUUGAGCGUCUACAGGUGUUGGUGUCAUCGGAUGGGCGCUUUAAGAAUAUGAGGGAUGCUCUCCACAGGUGUGACCCACCUUGUAUACCGUACCUGGGGAUGUACCUGACCGACCUCUCCUUUAUAGAGGAGGGAACACCAGACAACACCGAGGAGGGACUAGUCAACUUCUCUAAAAUGAGAAUGAUUGCACAUGUAAUACGUGAAAUAAGAUUAUUUCAACAAACUCCGUACAGAAUAGAGCACCACGUUAGGAUAACUAACUACCUUCUAGACCCAAAUAGGCUACUGGACGAUGACCGGACGUACAAAGCAUCUCUAGAAAUAGAACCAAAGCAGUCGCGGCUGUCCACUGUGUCCCUAGCGCCGUCUUGACCACAUGAUCAGUAAUAUAGCAAUGGUAUUCUCGUCGUGCCAGGACUAAUCUGAGUCCUGCUGUGUCCAGUCCUCUAGUACCUCCCCUACCCAAUGAUUGACACAUUAACAUUCCAUAUUUGGAGAAACAUUCCAUAUGAAGGAGGAGCCUAUUCCAUACAAGGAAUGAUUAUUGAUCCAUAUAAAGAUAUAUAUUCCAAUGAAGGACAUAUAAUAUUCCAUAUAAGGAUAUGUAUUCCAUUGAAGGAUAUAAAAUUCCAUAUAAGGAUACAAUCCAUCAGGAUAUGUCUGUUCCAUAAAAGGAUGUUUGUUCCAUAUAAGGAUGCAUAUUACUUAUAAGGAUGUAUGCUCCAUAUAAGGAUUUAUGUUCCAUAUAAGGAUUUAUGUUCCAUAAAAGGAUGUCUGUUCCAUAUAAAGGAUGUACGGUAUGUUCCUUAUAAGAAUGUAUGUUCCACAUAAGGAUUUAUGUUCCAUUAAAAGAUGUUUGUUCCAUACAAGGAUGCAUAUUCCUUAUAAGGACGCAUGUUCCAUAUAAGGAUGUUUGUUCCAUAUAAGGAUUUAUGUUCCAUAUAAGGGCUUGCAGAGUAAAAGAAGUGAAUUCCAAACAAGGAAAUAUAUUGUGCUAUCAACAGAUACCAAGCUGUGCAACACUUUAUCCCCGAGAAGGAUAACAGUAUCAUUUUUCCUGUUGCAAUAUUGUCUCAUAUCCAAAUGUUUGGAGGCUGUAUGAAGGAUGUGUAGAAGCCAAAUUGCACUAUACAGACAUAAAUACCACAGAAAUUCCUAACAAAGACAUCACUACCACAGACAUCACUACCACAGACGUCACUACCACACACAUCACUACCACACACAUCACUAC
This is a messenger RNA of Pecten maximus, 5308 nucleotides long. RefSeq names its product ras-specific guanine nucleotide-releasing factor 1-like. The coding region runs from base 1 to 4446 and encodes 1481 amino acids. The transcript has 28 exons. Gene Ontology annotation, biological process: positive regulation of GTPase activity; Ras protein signal transduction. Gene Ontology annotation, molecular function: protein binding; guanyl-nucleotide exchange factor activity. The record is from RefSeq and is a predicted model, not a curated record. Gene Ontology annotation, cellular component: plasma membrane. Lineage: Eukaryota; Metazoa; Mollusca; Bivalvia; Pectinida; Pectinidae.